Molecule: messenger RNA, 2179 nt
Organism: Arabidopsis thaliana (thale cress)
Lineage: Eukaryota; Viridiplantae; Streptophyta; Magnoliopsida; Brassicales; Brassicaceae
Product: calmodulin-binding protein-like protein
Exons: 2
Coding region: 155-1810 (551 amino acids)
Cellular component (GO): chloroplast
Source: RefSeq, marked reviewed
GACGAAAUGCGUGCCGUGUCGUAAUAAACAAUGAGCACUACGUGACGUUUCUUUGUCUUCUUCUUCUAAAAAGGUUUCUUAUUCACGGGACCGAUUUGGUCAAAGCCAUUUUAUACAUUCGAUCUAGUAGUCACGCGACUCCGCCGUCGAUUACAUGGCUUCUCACCACCACCACAACCAUAACCACGUGUGCUCACGCCACCAAAACCACCACAAUAACACCCCUCAAUUCGCCACGUCACCAAACUGCUGCAACAAAUCCAACCACCCUUCUCCGCCGCCAGCGGAGGAUAAUCUUCUCCAUCUCGUCGCUACUUACCUCCAAAAUCAUCAACAAGAAACUCAAUGCUCCUGCGAGACUUCUUGUCAAAACUUCAAUGUUAUUAGAAGUCAGAACCGUGUUUUGCGUCAGCAUAAGAAUGUUCCACGAGAAUACGACCAAGUUGUUCUGUCUUGUCUUCUCCGCAAAAUCGAUGAUCUUGAAUCUUCACUCAACAAGUUUUCAUCUUUCUAUGACAAACGUCGAGAUCGACACUCAACACUAAGAGAUUCGGCGGCGCGUGUUAUUCAAACCCAUUUCCGCUCUUACCUUGUUCACAGAUCCAUAUCCUUUAGACAACUCAAGGAGCUUGCAAUGAUAAAAGCUAGCUUCUUGUCUCUUAAAUCUUCGGUUUCGGGGAAACUCAUUUUCCCUUUCAAAGUUGUUUCUCGGAAAGCUACAGACUUGCUUCUUCAACUGGAUUCAAUUCAGGGUAGGAUUGAUCCAAUGAUAAGAAGUAGUAAGAGAUCAUUGAGCAGAGAUUUGGUGAGGUUUGUGCAAUAUGUUGAUGAUUGUGUUGUUAAAAGGUAUGGUUUUGUUGUUAAGUCUGGUAGUGGCAUCAAACUUAAUGGCAAAAAGCCUCAGGGUUUUGGUACUUCUAGUGAGGAUGAAGAUAACAAUGCAGACAUGAGUGAUGAUAGUGAAGAAGUUCCAGUGAGUUCUAUUGAUAAGAGAAAGGUUGCUAGUUCUAAGUCUAGAACCGGGGUUGUGAUAGAAGGUGAUGUAGUGAAGCCUCCGGUUAUGAAAUUUGUUGUAUUGGACAAGAACAGGAAUGUGUGUCAGGUAUAUGGAAAUAGGCAUGAUCUAACUUCGAGUGCAGAGGAUGAUUCAGUUGAUGGUGACGAGGAAACCCUUGUGAUGUCCAGGGAUAAUGGAAGGAAGCAGAGUUUGAAAGCUAGGAACGGGGUUUCGGUGAAAGGAGGUGGAGGGAAGACAACUCGGGUGGUGAAAACUGUGAGUUUUGAUGAGAAUGGGAAUGUAUGUAAGGUUUAUGGAGAUACACAUGACCUAACUUCUAGUGCAGAGGAUGAUGAUUCAGUUGACGUUGGAGAGGAAACCCUCGUGAUGUGUAGGGAUGAGGGAAAGAGGCGUAGUUCGAAAACUGGGAGCAGGGUUUUGGUGAAAGGAAGUGGAGGAAAAACAAACCGUGUGGUGAAAACUGUGAGCUUUGACGAGAAUGGGAACGUCUAUAAGGCUUAUGGAGAUACGCCAGAGUCAAGUAUUAUAAGUGAGGAAGAUGACUCGACAAGCGGAUCAAAUGAAGGAAAUGGAGAAGAGAAAGGGAAUGUGAAUGAGGUUGAGGAAAUCAAAUACGUUCCCAAGGAAAACGAGAGCUUUGAAGAAGAAGAAGAAAAAGAAACUGAUUCUGAAAAUGAAGUUUCUUCUUCAGAGGGCAGUGAAGGGGACAAAAGAGUUACUAAAAAGGAGGUCCAGCAUCAAAAAGGAAGCUUAAUGUUCUCUCCUCCAUUGCCACUAAAAAUGGAGCCUUGACCAGUGAGUCAUGAAAGAAUCCAAGUCUUCUAAAGUUCUUUGCUUAUGACUAGACUAGUUUAAUUCCAAAACCUGCAUUUUGGCAUGUUCUGUGAACCCAAUAAGAUAACCUUUUUUUAGUUGUAGAACUUGUAACAUAACUGCAUUGUGAGUGUUUUCUUGGUUUGAUCAUUCUGUUUCUGUUUAUCUCUACUCUCUAGGCCAUUUUCGAGUCAAGUCUUCGUCAUAGAUAAAUGCUAUUCUUUGAGUGAUGGUUGCUCUGUUUCUGUAGAAACCAGUUUGACUAGGUAGAUCAAUUGGAGUGUAAUCUUGUUUUUGUUCUUGUACCUUUCCUUAAAACUCAAUAAAAAGGUUAUGUUUUUUUUUGCA